AUGUGCACAGGGAAGGGAACAUUACACCCAUAUCCAACAGACCUCAAAUGUACUCAAGGUCAAGAAUCAAAGCAGAAAGGCUCAUGGAAUAUUGAAAUGAAUUUAGACAUUGAGAAAAAGAUCGAAGAGAUUGAAACACCACCAAUAUAUCAACGGAUGCAACCUUCUUGUAAGACAUGCUAUGAGCCAGGUACGCAAUCCUGCGUGGAAGUAGAAGAAAGUUUCAUGUGCAAUUGCAAGUCUGGAUGGACUGGCUUCACUUGCUGGAAAUCUCCCGACCUCUGUGAGCUUACAGGGCUGCAAUGUGGCCCAAAUGGCAGAUGCGUUUCAAAGGUGGACAAGGCACAAUGUGAAUGUGGUGAAUUUUACGCUGGCGAACAUUGCGAGUACAUGAAGUUGAAUAUGUCAUCAUAUCUUUACGACGAACACAUAGGAGUAAAUGGAGCAACCGCUGCCGCAUUAAUACUAACCACUGGCGACAUUUGCUUAAUGGUAGCAAAAGCGAUACUGAAGCUGUACCGCCCAAAAGAAGGAGAGGACACUCAAGUUUUCUAUCAAAACAUGCGCGCACUGUUUACAUCCAAUGGUGGUCUCGUCAUACUCUUCUUCCACCACCCUGGUAUAAUGGACAUAUCGAUAGCAUCUUGCGAUUUAUGGUGGUUCAUCGGCACAAUGUGUUUCUCCUUGGGGAUAUGCUUCUUUACGUUAGAAGCUGUGAAUGUUUACCAUGUGAUACUCGCAGAAAACAGAAACGUAUGGGGAAGUGCUUUGAAUGCAUCUAUCCUACCAAUCAGCUCAAUUGCAGUUCAAACCUUUAUCGCUGUUCUGUUUACGGGAGGAGUGCUUACCAUAUCUGCAAGUACUCAGGACGGCAAAGUACAUAUAAAGAGAAUCUCCAUUAGCUGA
Cylicocyclus nassatus is the source of this 906-nucleotide messenger RNA. Lineage: Eukaryota; Metazoa; Nematoda; Chromadorea; Rhabditida; Strongylidae. The record is from the annotation of a GenBank genome assembly.